Messenger RNA from Cottoperca gobio, 3852 nucleotides. It is a transcript of the gene tial1, whose product is annotated as TIA1 cytotoxic granule-associated RNA binding protein-like 1. Lineage: Eukaryota; Metazoa; Chordata; Actinopteri; Perciformes; Bovichtidae. Gene Ontology annotation, cellular component: cytoplasmic stress granule. Bases 200 to 1429 code for a protein of 409 amino acids. The record is from RefSeq and is a predicted model, not a curated record. Gene Ontology annotation, biological process: cytoplasmic stress granule assembly; nuclear-transcribed mRNA catabolic process, nonsense-mediated decay; regulation of mRNA stability. Gene Ontology annotation, molecular function: DNA binding; mRNA binding. The transcript has 12 exons.
GGUAGCUUUUCGUUACCUCACCCUGACCUCGCCGGGGCUCUUCACACACACACGCACGUACGCUCGCUCUCUGGACUCCCAGCGUGACGUAUACCCUGGCGCCCGGUUAGCUAGCUUCUAAGCUAGUUAGCUAGUUGUUGUAACUAGUUAGUUAACAGCGUACACAGCAGUCGGUUAACAUUAGCUGUGGGCUUUUGUCAUGGACGACGACAGCUACCCCAAAACCCUGUAUGUGGGAAACCUCUCCAAGGAUGUGACAGAAAUUUUGAUUCUGCAACUCUUCACCCAGAUUGGGCCUUGCAAAAGUUGUAAAAUGAUCACAGAGCAUACGAGCAAUGACCCCUAUUGCUUUGUGGAGUUCUUUGAACACAGAGAUGCAGCUGCAGCCCUUGCAGCCAUGAACGGGAGGAAGAUAUUAGGAAAGGAGGUCAAAGUAAACUGGGCCACCACUCCAAGUAGCCAGAAGAAAGACACAUCCAAUCACUUCCAUGUUUUUGUGGGAGAUUUGAGCCCUGAGAUCACCACCGAGGAUGUCAAGGCUGCAUUUGCACCUUUUGGGAAAAUCUCGGAUGCCCGUGUUGUGAAGGACAUGACGACAGGCAAAUCAAAGGGGUAUGGAUUUGUGUCCUUCUACAACAAACUGGAUGCAGAGAAUGCCAUCAUUAACAUGGGGGGACAGUGGCUUGGAGGACGCCAAAUCAGGACCAACUGGGCAACGCGUAAACCACCAGCUCCAAAGAGCAUCCAGGACAAUGGCUCAAAGCAGCUGAGGUUCGAUGACGUAGUGAGUCAGUCCAGCCCACAGAACUGCACCGUGUACUGUGGAGGGAUCCAGUUAGGACUAUCAGAACACCUAAUGCGACAGACCUUCUCACUGUUUGGUCAAAUAAUGGAAAUCCGAGUUUUCCCAGAGAAAGGAUACUCUUUCAUCAGGUUUUCCUCCCAUGACAGUGCUGCCCAUGCCAUUGUUUCAGUAAAUGGCACAGCCAUUGAAGGACACAUCGUGAAGUGCUUCUGGGGCAAAGAAUCUCCUGACAUGGCAAAAAGUCCACAGCCGGUUGAGUACGGUCAGUGGGGGCAGUGGAACCAAGUCUAUGGGAAUCCACAGCAGCAGCAACCACAGCAGCAGCAGCAGCCACAACAACAGCAGCAGCAGCAACAACAACAACAACAACAACAGCAACAGCAGCAGCAGCAACAACAGCAGCAGCAGCAGCAGUAUGGGCAGUAUGUGACCAAUGGGUGGCAAGUUCCCUCCUACAGCAUGUACGGCCAGACGUGGAACCAGCAAGGAUUUGGAGUAGAGCAGUCCCAGUCCCCAGCCUGGGUGGAAGGCUUUGGAUCUCAGUCAGCCCAGGCUACAGCCCCACAAGGUCAAGUCAUGUCCAACCUGGCCAACUUCAGCAUGGCUGGCUACCAAACGCAGUGAGCUGACCCUAAACUAAGUGUAGUACCAAGAGGAUUUUGUCAACCCUUUUUAGACCACACAGCACUCUUUCAUCCCGACAGCUGCUGUGGUAGAAGAGAAGGGCAGGGGCCAUAUUCACAAAGCCUUUGUAGCUAAUAGUUGCUCCUAAACAACCAGUUUAAUAAUUAUGUUUCAGAUGAUCGAAUCCCUUUCAUUCACAACUUUAAAAAUGUUUAUUUGAUGAUAAUUCAUAGUUCUGUCAUGGAAAACUUUGCUGGGGCUUCUGAAGUGAAGCCAAACAACUUCGUUUGUCUAAGUAGAUGUUAAAGGACACGCCAAGCUUUUGAGUGUUUGGCCCCAUGAAAACUUUACGCAGUGUGACUGGAUUUGCAGCACAAGCAGCAUGCUUACUGCACAGCCAUCUUAAUCCAGAUAGAGACCUCUCGACACACACUGAAUAAGUUGACCAAUGGACCAAACCAUCAAAAGCUCAGUGUAGUCCUUCAAAACUAAUUGCUACAAUCCCCUAUUCAAAAUGUAAGAAGAAAUAUACAAAAAGAAACAUAACAGCUACGUUAUUUUAGUGGAGUUAAAAGCACAACCAUCAUGUUACUCCAGCAGCUCACUGGAACAUGACGAGGAUUAAAAUCUUUGGAAACCUCAAACUUUAUAACAUUAACAUUGAACUAUCAAACUAUAGCAAUAUUAGCUCUCCGUCUGCCAAUAUGUUUUUAAAAUUUCAGUAUUUGUUACAGACUUGUCAACAUGUUUAUUUACUCGUCAUGUUUGGGGCAUUUAUCUGUUAUUCUAUACAACAGAAUACUAAACUCCACUCCAUGCAUUGAUUAAGUUAAUUUUGUGUGAUAUAGGUCAGUUUGUAAAAUGGCAUACAGUGAUGUGUUGUACAAAUCGAGCGGGUAUGAUCAGUCACCAUGAAUCAAUGCUACAAACUGCAAUGAGCCACAACAACCUGCUAACAGGUUGGCCCGGGUUUAGCUUCAGCUCAUCCAUAGAAAUUCAGUCGUUGUUUGAUAUAUUCAUGAAAAAUGCUUUGUGAAUAGAGGCCCUGGAACGGUAGUUUAGUUUUCCAGUAUAUGUAAAGAAACUAUUUGUAAUAACAACUGUGGCUGUAAAGGACACAUAAGCGGGACAUUUGGGUAAAUGUUGUGUACAAAGACAAAUGUCACCUACACGAUUCUAAAAGCAAAAAAAACAACAUUGGGUUUUUCAUGUUUUGUAUCGGAGUGAUCAGCAUGUUCUUUGCAUACUUUUGAUGGAUUUUAGUUCACACAUUAAUGUAGCCUAGAUUGGACUCAAUUGUAUUCCUGUGUCUCAAAGUAAAGGCUAUAGCAUGUGCUCACUAUAUAAAGAAAAUAAUGUAAAAACAGCUUAACCCCCAAUCUUUGUAAAGGUAACGGACUCUGUGCUGAUUCUGGGGGCUGGUUUCCUAGAAAGAUAUUGGGUCUUGAAUAUGUUUCUUCCUAUUGAUAACUUCAGUUAAUUUAUAGUAAUUUCAUUCUAAUGGCUGUGAGAGUUUUUGCGAACAACCUUAGACUUAAUUUAGCACUAAAACCAGCCCCUAAUGAUAUUGCAUCAUGGUUUACAUCAUUUAACAUAUUGUUCUUUAGUCACUGUCAAGACAUAUUGUCAGAUGUUUUAAAUUUGCUAUAAAUUGGGAUUGUUUUAUUUGAUGAAAGUGGAAGGUUUUCCUAAAUAUGUCAUUGAAAACAGGGAAGCGUUUAACUUUCUGACUUUUUUUCAACAUUUCCAUAUAUGCCAGGUAAAGCAUUUUUAAAGAUCGCUGGCAAAUUUCGACAAGAGGAUUUCUCAAAGACGUCCUGCCAUUUGGGUUUUAUUUGCGUACGUGCCAUUCUGUACAGCAUAUCACACUCCUCGUAAGAUUACUCUCCUUUUCCUGUUGUACUAGCCGACAAACUUGAUAAUGUUUUUGUUCGUUUGUUUAUUAUACCCGGGGGGAUGUUUGUGUAACAAAACAAGGUCAUGUUGGCUGAGAGUGUAAAUAUAAACCUUGAUCAUGAAAUUUACGGAAUAAUGUACAUACUGUAGGUAGAAAUGCCAUCAAUUAAACUCCUGCAAUAUGAUUUAUGAAUAAGCCUUAAUUGGUGUGUCAGUAAAUUCAAACUUUUUGUUUUUUGCAGAGGGUCCAUUACAAACCAAAAUUAUUUUUCAUUGUAGAUUUCCCCAUUUUUGAGUUUGUGCCAUUUUGUAGCAGGAAGCAGAUGUUUCAGCUUGAACUGCACGCUUAUGACAUGUAAAACAUUUGUUGCUUAAAAUAUUGAAUGUAAUGGCAAUUUGCUUUUAUGACAAUAAUACAUAUAAGUUGAACAGUAGAAGUGAUGUUUAAUAAUAAAGGAUGAAAUCAAUUUUCCAUUUAAACGGGAAAACUCAAUAAGUGACUUCAAAUAAAGAAACAUUUGAACCUG